ACUGUACAUACGUGUAAACCCAACAUGGAGAACCGUAAAAGGCCGUUCGAGGGAGGGUUGAGCCCUGAUGAAAGCUUCAAAACGCCGGAGAAGAAAGUGUCAGCGGUCCGGCUGCAGGACUCGGACUACAUGCAUUGGGGAGUCGAGGAAACUUGUCGCUACCUGCGUAGAGAAAAUCUCGGAGCAUGCGAAGCUACAUUUCGAGCACAAAAAAUCACAGGAGUCGGCCUGAGGUAUCUGGAAGACAGCCAUCUGGAGAAGAUUGGCAUUGAGAGCCUUGGUGACCGGCUGCGGAUCAUACACAGCCUCAGGAAGCUGUGGCAGAUAACAGCAGAGCCAAGCAAGGUGUUUAAUGAUCCCAUUCAUGGUCACGUGGAGUUACAUCCUCUACUCAUCAAAAUCAUUGACACGCCUCAGUUCCAGAGACUACGAAACCUCAAGCAGCUUGGAGGGACCUACUUAGUUUUUCCUGGAGCGUGUCACAACCGCUUUGAACACUCGAUCGGGGUGGGUCACUUGGCAGGCCGACUUGUUCAAGCUCUGAAUGAGAGGCAGCCUGAACUCCUCAUCUCUCACAGAGACAUCCUCUGUGUGCAGAUCGCUGGGCUCUGCCAUGACCUGGGGCAUGGGCCAUUUUCCCACAUGUUUGAUGGGAUGUUCAUCCCCAGGGCACGUCCAGGAAUAUCCUGGAAGCAUGAGACCGCCUCUCUGGCCAUGUUUGACUACCUGGUGAAUGACAACGGCCUGAUGGAAGAGAUGAAGGAGCAUGGCCUGGUGCUGCCCGAGGACUUGGACUUUAUAAAGGAACAGAUCGGUGGACCACAGGGCACUGAGGCAGCUAAGGGCCAGAAGUGGCCGUACAAAGGGCGUCAAGAAGAAAAGUCCUUCCUCUACGAAAUUGUGGCCAACAAAAGAAACGGCAUAGAUGUGGACAAGUGGGACUACUUUGCUAGGGACUGCUACCACCUAGGAAUCCAAAACAACUUUGACUACCGGCGCUUCCUGAAGUUUGCCAGGGUGUGUGACGUGGAGGGGCGGAAGCUCAUCUGCACCAGAGACAAGGAGGUGGGCAAUCUGUAUGACAUGUUCCACACGAGGAACUGUCUCCACAGGAGAGCCUACCAGCACAAAGUGGGCCACAUAAUCGAGACGAUGAUCACAGAGGCCUUUUUAAAAGCAGACAAGCACAUCCAGGUGAAAGGCUCAGGAGGGAAGACGUUCACUCUCUCCACAGCCAUAGACGACAUGGAGGCCUACACCAAGCUAACAGAUUACGUGUUCGAGCAAAUACUCAACUCCUCCAGUGAUGAGCUGAAGGAGGCGAGGCAGAUUCUACGCAACAUCGUCUAUCGACGCCUCUACAAGUGUCUGGGCCAGACUCAGGCAGACAAACCAAUAACUGUCACCCAGGAGACACUUCACCACUGGGAAGAAAAUUUGGCUAAGUCCAUCCCCCAAAACGGCCCCCAGGAUGCCUGUCUGCAGCCAGAGGACUUUGUAGUUCGUGUCAUUAACAUGGACUAUGGGAUGAAGGAACAGAACCCCAUCAACAACAUGCGAUUCUAUUGCAAGGACGACCUUACCAAAGCUUUCCAGAUUCGCAAGAAUCAGGUGUCUAAACUUCUCCCUGAGCAGUUCACCGAGCAGCAUAUCAGGGCCUACUGCAAGAAGACGGACAAAAAGAACCUGGAGGCUGCCAAGAAGCUAUUUGUGAAGUGGUGCAUGGACAUGAACUUCUCAAAGCCUCAGGAUGGUGACAUAAUAGCUCCCGAGCUGACUCCUCUGAAGAAGAGCUGGUCAAACACCAACGAGGGGGAGGAUGGUGGUAUUUCCAGUCAAGGACGCAGUGCUAGUGCAAAUGGACAAGUGAAAGCCAAAACUAAGCUUUUCAAGUAAGAGGAGGAGCACAAAUGACGGAAGGUGUUGAGAAUAGUAGUGAGAAUUUUAUUUUUCUAUGAGGCGAGUGUGUAGAUGAGCACAACAGAUUUUAAUAGCAAUACUUCUAUUAGAAGCUCAAUGUUUACACCCAAAAGAAUGUUUUCACAAAGGGGAAUCAUAAAUGUAUGUUCAGGGCUUAUACUCAGGUUGUGUUUUUUUUUUUUUUUUUAAAGAAGAUCCUUCUUCAGUAUUUAACACAUCCAUAAGUUUUAGUUUGAUCAUUAUAUCCGGGUUUUUAUUUUAGACUAACUUCAUUCGUAGCUGCGUCUGUCAAAUAUAGAUAUACUGUUCAUCAUUAAAUAAUGUACAAUCAUGUAUUUGCACUACAAACAAUAAAUCAAGGUCAAUCUAAAUGUA
Molecule: messenger RNA, 2295 nt
Organism: Labrus mixtus (cuckoo wrasse)
Lineage: Eukaryota; Metazoa; Chordata; Actinopteri; Labriformes; Labridae
Gene: samhd1a
Product: SAM domain and HD domain 1
Exons: 16
Coding region: 25-1896 (623 amino acids)
Biological process (GO): dGTP catabolic process; regulation of innate immune response; defense response to virus
Cellular component (GO): nucleus
Molecular function (GO): dGTPase activity; protein binding
Source: RefSeq, a predicted model, not a curated record